This is a messenger RNA of Anolis carolinensis (green anole), 2282 nucleotides long. RefSeq names its product T-box transcription factor 21 (gene tbx21). Bases 218 to 1978 code for a protein of 586 amino acids. Lineage: Eukaryota; Metazoa; Chordata; Lepidosauria; Squamata; Anolidae. Gene Ontology annotation, biological process: lymphocyte migration; positive regulation of DNA-templated transcription; regulation of transcription by RNA polymerase II. The record is from RefSeq and is a predicted model, not a curated record. Gene Ontology annotation, cellular component: nucleus. Gene Ontology annotation, molecular function: RNA polymerase II cis-regulatory region sequence-specific DNA binding; DNA-binding transcription factor activity, RNA polymerase II-specific. The transcript has 6 exons.
UCGGAGGCGGCGAGGAGGAUGCGCCGGUUUAGCAGCCGCGAAGCCGGGAAGACGCGUCCGUGUCCAAUGCGGGGCAGCGAUCCGGAUCUUCCAGCGGCAGGAGCAUCAGCAGCGCAGAACGGGUGGGCUUUCUCGAAGGCGAUGGGGCGGAGAAAGGGAGGGAGAAAGUAGAGAUUGCGAAGUGCGGCCAGGACUUGAAACUUCUCUCCCGUCUUCAAUGGGCGCGUUGGAUUCCUUCGCCGGAGGAGGAGGCGGCGGCGCGGCUGGGUCGGGAGGGAACCCCACUUCUCUGAGCAGCAUGCUGAACGGGGCGGAGAGCCAAAGCUUCGCCAAGGAGCCUCCCGAUCUCCCGGCGGCUUCCAAAGAGACCGAAAGCGAGUUAAAACACGGCGCCCACACGGAGCGCUUCUACUACCCGCAGGAGGCUCCGAUGCAGAGCGCGGGGUGCAACGUGGGGCUGAACUACAUGGGGCAAGGCGGCUUCGGAGCGGGCAACGCGUCGCUGCCCUCCCCGGGAAGGUUCCUGGCGCCGCCCGCGAACACUUGCGCGUCCUACCGGGCCCAGCCGCCUCCCGUGGGCUUCUCGGCGCCCAGCGGGGAUCUCUACCCGAACCCGGGGGAGCUGUACCCCGGCAGCGGCGGGGAGAGCGGCUACGCGGCCCCCGUCCAGCCCCCCGCCUUCCCCCGAGGGCCACUCUACCCCGUGCCCGGCUACCAGGUCUCCGGCAAGGUCCAGGUGGUGCUCAACAACUACCCGCUUUGGGCCAAGUUCCACAAGCACCAGACCGAGAUGAUCAUCACCAAGCAGGGCAGGCGGAUGUUCCCGUUUCUGAGCUUCAACAUCUCUGGGCUGGACCCUGUAGCCCAUUACAGCAUCUAUGUGGACAUUAUAUUAGUCGACCAGCACCACUGGCGGUACCAAGGCGGGAAAUGGGUUCAGUGUGGAAAGGCAGAGGGAAAUAUGCCAGGGAAUCGGACAUAUAUGCAUCCGGAUUCUCCCAACACAGGAGCCCACUGGAUGCGGCAGGAGAUCUCCUUUGGGAAGCUGAAGCUCACCAAUAACAAAGGAGCAUCCAACAACGUCACACAGAUGGUUGUGUUGCAGUCUUUGCACAAGUACCAGCCCCGUCUACAUGUUACUGAAGCUAAGCCUGGUGAGCUGGACGAGGCACACCCCUCCAUCUGCACCCAGAGCUUCACCUUCCCAGAGACACAGUUCAUUGCAGUUACAGCCUACCAGAACGCUGAUAUCACCCAGCUGAAGAUAGACCACAAUCCUUUUGCUAAAGGGUUCCGGGACAACUAUGAUUCGAUGUACACCACCACUGAUGGAGACCGCACGACACCAUCUCCACCUAGUGUUGCCAAUUGCCAGCAGCUCCUCACUGGCAGCCGUUUCCAGCCCUUCUUGCACGAUCAAUACAUGCUCCCUCAGAGCCGCUUCUACAACAGGGAGCGUGCCCCACUCCCCCUGCCACCCAAGGAUACUCACCACUGGUAUUUUGCUUCGCAACAGCCAACGGCUUCCCCUCUGGAAUACAGCACCUAUGAGGGUGACUUCAGGGGGAACAAAUUCAUGCCCUAUGGGGUGAAGCCCUUUGCUCUGCAGGCUGCUCCACACCCCUCGUUGCCCUACUACCAGGAGCACCCCUUUGGUCCCUCUGCCACCUGGAGUUCCCCACCGCAAUAUCACCACCCCAAGCCCACCCCGGGCACCUUGAGCUGGUUCCGGCCCAUGAGGGACUUGCAAGUGGUGGCCCCUAGCGAUGAGAAGGGGAAGGACAAUGAGGUCUGGGCUGAGCUGGGCUCAGUAAAGUCAGCAGAUUCCUCAGACUCUGGGUUGUAUGAAGCAGAGUGCAAGCGUCGCCGGGUAUCUCCUUAUGUCUCCAGCGCCGAAAGCUCUCCGCCUAUUCGCAACGGAGAGCUCUAUGACAAAGAAGGUGGUGACGGUGGUUACUAUGGCUUUUAUGGCAACUGAAGAGGAAUAGUAACUUUCACAAGAAACAGUGGUGCUUGGAAGUAUUAUCUUUUCAGAUUUCAGCUCCCAAAAUCCUUCAGGCCACACUGGCUUGGGGAUUAUGAGAGGUAUAGUCCAAAAAGUAACUCUUUCAUGUUCUAGGAAAGGAGUGGGGUCCUUCUGAACACCCAACUCUCCUGCACUCAUAUCAGGGGAACCCCACAUGAUGGGAACCCUUUCUUGUUUGAGAGAAAGGUAUGCACCUUUGUGAGCAUAGCUGAGAGUAUUGCUAGGGCAUAGAAUAAAGUUCUUUCUAGUCAAGUUU